Sporisorium graminicola is the source of this 1590-nucleotide messenger RNA. RefSeq lists its product as uncharacterized. Lineage: Eukaryota; Fungi; Basidiomycota; Ustilaginomycetes; Ustilaginales; Ustilaginaceae. The transcript has a single exon. The record is from RefSeq and is a predicted model, not a curated record. Gene Ontology annotation, biological process: transmembrane transport; monoatomic cation transport. Gene Ontology annotation, molecular function: monoatomic cation transmembrane transporter activity. Gene Ontology annotation, cellular component: membrane. The coding region runs from base 1 to 1590 and encodes 529 amino acids.
AUGUCGGUGGCUCAGCAAAAGCUGGGGACCAACUCCUCCAACACCAACGACGCAACCGACCACCAGCCUGGCCUCUCACCCCCGCUCUCACCCCUCGACGACCAAGAUAUCGAGCUCACCGCUCCCACCCCAGCAGCUGCUCGUCCUGCUACUUCUUCUUCUCGCCGGCCCAUCUCGGCAUCCUCGUCGCCACUGCCUGCUCACCUCAAAUCGUACCACAACAAUCUCGGCAAUGAUAUCACCGUCGACGUCAACAUUGGUCCUAGCACCUCGUCGGCCUACGCUCGUGCACAGGGCAGCACUGCGUUCCACCACGCCCACAAGCAUCACAGCCACUCUUCUUCUCCUUCGCCCGCACUCGUCUCCGAGCCGCUGCCCUCGCAGCAGACCGACGCCGAUGCCGACAGCAAGCUGGCUGCACCUGUCGAUGGUGCCGCUGCCGCCCCGUCUCGCUCGCGUGCUAGCUCGCUCAGCUAUGGCGGCGUCGCACCAGCCACGCCCGGUAACGAAGACACGGACCCGCUCCUGCUUCGUUCCCGCGUGGUCGAAGAAUCCGAGGUCCGUCGUCGACACUCAGGCAAGGGCAAGAACAAGCGUAGUCAGCGCCAAAUUCGUGAUUUCUACGAGGCGCAAAACGAACACAUCGAACGUCUCCUCAAGCCCAUCUCGGAGCAUGCUGAUGAGGACAAGCAGGAUCGCGAGUCGUCCGCGCUCAAAGUCAAGAUCGCCGUGUACGGUUCCAUCGGCGCCAAUUUUGUCUUGGCUGCGCUUCAGCUCUACGCCGCUAUCAGCUCGCUCUCGCUCUCGCUGUUUGCCACCGCUGCCGACUCGGUCUUCGAUCCUUUCGCCAACCUCGUGCUCAACUGGCUCCAUCGCAAGAGCGAAAACGUCGACGAGCGCAAGUGGCCGGUCGGAGGUUCGCGAUUCGAGCCCAUCGGCAACAUCACAUACGCCGCGCUCAUGGGCAUGGUCUCAGCCAUCCUCGUCGUCGAAUCCAUCCAGGAGCUCGCCACGCAUGAAGGUGACAGGAAGCUGCACAUUGCUUCCCUCAUCGCCGUCGGUGUCGCCUUUAUCACCAAGGCACUACUGGCCAUCUAUUGCUUUGGCUUGAGGAAAUACAGCUCCCAAGUCGAGGUGCUCUACCAAGAUCACCGCAACGACCUCUUCAUCAACGGUUUCGGUAUCUUCACUUCAGCUGCCGGUGCCACCAUUGCAGGCUGGAUCGAUCCUGCCGGUGCGCUCAUCAUUUCCAUCGCCAUCAUCUCAUCGUGGACCAGGACGGCGUUUGGCGAGUUCAAGACGCUCGCUGGUGCAGCCGCGCCUACCGACUUUUUGCAGCUGGUCACGUACAACGCUGCACUGUUCAGCGACGAGAUUCAAGCGAUCGAGAGUGUGCGGGCCUACAGCACCGGUCCGCGCUACAUUGUCGAGAUUGACAUUGUCAUGCAUCCGGAGACGCCGCUGUGGAAGAGCCACGACUUGAGCCAGGCCUUGCAGGACAAUCUCGAGUCGCUGCCCAUGGUGGAGAGGGCGUUUAUCCAUGUGGACCACGAGGUGGAACACGCUUUCGAGCAUCGAAAGACUGUUUGA